Messenger RNA from Phyllostomus hastatus (greater spear-nosed bat), 670 nucleotides. It is a transcript of the gene ACOT13, whose product is annotated as acyl-CoA thioesterase 13. The coding region runs from base 162 to 581 and encodes 139 amino acids. The transcript is spliced from 3 exons. Gene Ontology annotation, molecular function: fatty acyl-CoA hydrolase activity. The record is from RefSeq and is a predicted model, not a curated record. Lineage: Eukaryota; Metazoa; Chordata; Mammalia; Chiroptera; Phyllostomidae.
GUGCGCGCGCACGGGAGGGGCGGGGGCGGCAGGGCGCGCGCCGCGGACCGACCUCUGCCCUCUGGCGUCCUCUGCGUCCUCGUGGUUUCAGCAGGCUCUAGGUGCCCUGGCUCUUCCGAGGUCGUCCUUGCGCGGGCCCUGGAGCCGGCGGACUGCCCAAGAUGAGCCUGGCCAAGAAUGCGCGGGAGGUGCUGAAGGCCAUCUCCAGUAGCCCCGGCUUUGAUAGAAUUUUGGAAAAGGUGACGCUCGUCUCCGCGGCGCCGGGGAAAGUGACCUGCGAGCUGAGGGUGGAGGAGGAGCACACCAACAAGUUAGGCACGCUGCACGGGGGGCUGACGGCCACCCUGGUGGACACCAUCUCGACGCUGGCCCUGCUCUGCACAGAAAGGGCCCUGCCGGGCGUCAGCGUGGACAUGAACAUCACGUACAUGUCCCCCGCUAAACUCGGAGAAGAUGUGGUCAUCACGGCGCACAUCCUGAAGCAAGGAAGGACACUGGCCUUCACCUCCGUGGACCUGACCAGCAAGGCCACGGGGAAGCUGGUGGCGCAGGGCCGGCACACGAAGCACCUGGGGAACUGAGGGGAGCGUGGCCCGAGACCCCGCGAGGGCGCCCAGUGCCCGUCGCACGUAACUGUAACCGCCCAAUAAACCAGCACGGCCGGAAGUAA